GCCUUUGCAGAUAUUAGUAAUUGUAGUCCAUCAUUUGAUUUACGUGUGCAGGAUAACACAAUCAGUGCUUAGGGUUUCUGUGUCGCCCUUGGAGAUGAUCAUCAAUUUCUGGCGGAAAUGUUGAUUUGAGGCCUUCCAUCGAAACAGCGCUGUGUUUUCGUUCAGAUCAAUUUUGGAUGGUUGUUGUUACCAGUAGCUGCCAGUCCUGCGCUUAAUAGAUGUCUGAUUUGAGUUUGCAUGUACAUGUAGUUCAAGGUGUGCUCGGUACAGCCAACUGCUCUGAAAUCUGUUCACAAAAUCUGCAAUUAGUUCCUCAUUUGUGCAUUGCCAUAGCCCCCUACCAGAUGUUGCUGUACCAAGUAUCAAGACAGCUAGCAUACAGGAGUAGUCAUCUCACGUGAUGUUGAGAAAGUACUGGGAUAGGACAUGGUGUGUCGUGUAGUCAGACUUGUACUUCGCCCAUGUCGCCCAUCUCGCACCGGGUGCAUGCCUACGACAAGCAGCCGCGUCGCUGUCUGGCGGGCUGUGUCAGUGCAGCAUCGUCCAAUCCCGACAUCGUGGAGGUCCACGUCGUCAACCUCCAGUCUUCGACAUCCACCACCUCUACCUCAGCUGCGGACUCCGAGAGCAGCCCGUCGAACCUUGUGAACUUUCACUUCAAGCCCAAGCAGGCGGGGUUUUUUGCGCGGUCCCUUGUGUUUGUCCUGAACUCGGCUGAGCCAGUCCGGUGGAGAGUUGAAGGAGAGAACAUUAUGUCCAUACCCAAAUUUACAAUAAAAAUUGUGGUACCGCCUCAUUCGUGUAAUUCUGUAACUUGGAAUUCUGGGAUAUCACUGUCUGUCAGCGUGGUCUGUUUAUCGCUACCUCUCAACAACUCGGACCUCUUAAACUUCACUCAAAUUCAAUACGGUAGUGUCAGCACCUUCAGUGAGGUUCUGGAUGCAAAUGGCCUCGGCCUACUAGUUGGUGCAGGCAUUACUAGUCCCCCGACAUGCGUCCUCAAGUCGGAUUUCCAAACGCCAGACUUCACCGCCAAAUUCAUCCGAGAGCAGCCCAUCACUGGCUGCCAGACGCAAGAGCUCCUGGGUCCAUUACAGCGCGAGUUCCAUGUCAUUCUGCUGCAGGAUGUCGCCGGUGCCCCUGCCACGGAUACCAGCAACCCGCUACUGGUGACCGUGCAGCUGCAGCCAGUGAGGAGUGAGGAGAGCGCCUGCGAUAUCAUUCUUGUCCUGGUGUCGGAGGCCAAUGUGACCUGGAAAGUCAACCCAGGAAGAAGGCGAGGCCUCUUACAAGUCAUAAGUCCCAACUGGGUGGACAUGAGGCAAGAUUUUAUGAACCAGUUCGAGAAGCGAGAAUUGCCGAGGAACCCAGAAGGGCUGAGAGUAUGGGCAAAAAUGGAGCAGCGGCCUCUGACGUCGUUCACCAGUGCAGAAGUGGCCAAUGAGUUUGUCAUCAUGUUGGAGCACAAGACCCCUCCCACCAGGGAACCUCCUUCCCUUGUCUCCAUCAUUAAGCAGUACACCAUCACGGAUUGUCGUCGGGACGGCAUCACAGUUCGCAUCCUGCGUCGGGUCAUGGAUGCUUUUGAGCUGUUAGCCAGCAACAUGAUGCUGCGGGAUCACUCGUGCCGCGCGGUGGAGUCGGGGGACUAUUACAUCAUCGAUACGCAACGGGAGCAGUGUGGGACAACUAUGACAGUCAUCGACACGGGACAGGUGGUUUAUCACAAUGAGGUCGUUUACACCAACGAAGAGAGUGUAAUGGAAGGCAGCGGGGAGUCAGACCUGGAGAGGUUGAUGGGUGGGCUUCAUGUUCCAGUAGACGAUGAACAGUCCCUCACGGCCCGAAUUCCUUUCACUUGCGAGUACGACAGCACGGGAGAGGUCCUGACUAGUGACUGGUUCAGUGGUGGAAAGCCCAAGAUCACCAUCUCCUUGGAGAUGUACACAUCCAACAACUUCACUGUAAAGCAGACGAAUUUUCCUCAGAGCCUGCAUGAAGGGGAUCGAGUUUACUUUGAAGUUGGUCUCUUGGAGAGUCUGCAACUCGGUAUCGUUCCCAGCCAGUGUUGGCUGUCACCUGCUGCCAAUACGUUGACGGACAGUGUACAUUAUCUAAUAUACAAGGGUUGUGCCAAAGAUGAGUCGUUGAUAUUCCACCAGGAUGUGUCCUCCACCAGUCAGUCCAGGCGAUUCAGCUUUGUGGUGCCUUACCUGCAAUGGAACUCGGAAGCCAGGACCUACAUCCAUUGUGAACUGGGGGUGUGUUUCAAGGAUGGAGUAGGUAGCAGGAGGGGAAUACCACCGUGUGAUCAUAUCAUGAAUCCACAAACGGGUUGCCUUGACAUCAACAAGGUGACCGGUCAAGUACCCAACUUUCCCACUCAGAAUUUGUACCUUGGACCGUACAACUUUAGAUCCAACAUAGUUGAUUUCCUCUACAGUAGAGCAAAUUUAAAACCAGAACCUGAAGUGGCCAAGGAUGAUGAAAACAAAGAUUGUGAAGGUGAAGGACUAGGCACAGGCCCAGCUGCAGCCAUAGCCAUCGCCUCCUUUGUCAUGGGGAUGGUGUUGAUGGGAGCUCUGUGGUUCAUACACAUACACACUGGUCCGCACACUGGUCCACCUCCUUCAGCCUCCCCCUGCACGGCCAGCACUGCCAGCUCCCCUUCAGCCAACGGUCAGCUACUGAAUGGCCACGUGCCCAAUGGGGCAAUCCCCAAUGGUGCCGUGCCAAACGGCGCCAUCCCCAAUGGUCAUGUCCCCAGCGGCUUCAUGCCCAGCAGGCUGAACCCCAACGGCAUCCCGCUACAGGGUAUGCGACACGUGGAGACCACACCAGAGAACGUAUGAAACAAAGGAGGGGUGGGGGUGUGGUCUGAGUGGGGAGAGGGAGGUGAACGUUAGAUACAAGUGUCACCACCCCCUUGGAAGCUGUAAAUUGACACCUAUCGGCAGCAUGCCUGAUUCUGUCGUCAUAUUAUAGACCAAGCAGACAAAAACAGCCUGUGGUUAUUUUUCUUGGUAUUCCCCCCAUCUUGAAACCAUCAGUGCCCUCUGAAAGUCCCUCGCCGCAGGCAUCUACAUUUCUUAGCGGGUUCACAUGUAGUCGACAUUUGAAGUUGAUAUUUUCUACCUCCUGACAUUUGGCAGGGUUCCUGUGGUAUGGAUUUGUCCUGUCAUCGAAAGUGAUGGAACUAGAGUCCUAGAAUAUUUCCGUGGACCGUAUGCUAAGUAGCGCUGUAGUCAAGACCAUCACAAGGCCAUUUGCAAGACCAGACACGAGACCAUGCUCAAGACCGUUCCCAAGACAAGUCACAAGUAACAAGGGGAAGCAUGAUAAAGGACUGCCUUUGUUGCAGUUCAUUUGAAUAGCUUGUGGCUUGAAUUCAGACUUGAGGUUUUGUGUUGGUCAUGUGGGGUCUUGAGAGGUCUUGACUACAACACAGAGACUAAGAUUGCAGCUUCCACAUGCCUGCUGUACCUGCUCCUAAUCAUGAUCAAAAGGUCAUGUAGAAAAAAAAAAUUGGGGGAAAUCAAAAAAUUUGAUUGAAUUGAUUUGAAAUAAAAAAGAUCAUGAUUUUUGGUUUUGUUUUCUUUCUUCCAUGGGAACCCUGAAAAUAAUGCUGUUAGGAAGUAGUGUAUGCAUCAUUGCUUUUUUUGUAUAUAGAAAUAUAACGCAAACUUAAGGUGGUCAGCACAAUCUAGGUAGUAGUGUUGGUUUUCAUUAUUAAAACAUCAUGGCUGUCUGUGGAAUUUUUAGACUGGUACUUGUGUGCAGUCUCAUUGGUUUGUAUCUGUAAUACUGUGAGGAACAAGAUCCAACAUGUCCACCACACCUCAGAGAGGUCAAUACUUGGUGGCAGUAUUAUUUUGACUCAGGAUGCUUCGUUCUCUUCAAGGCACUUAAUGUGGCACCUUCAAGUGUUAUGGCACAAUUUCAAAGAAGCACAAAAUAUCUGUUUUGAUCAGAAAUUAUCUUUGUAAUUUAGCCACCUCCCGAAGCACUAAAAACCUUGAAUCAAAUUAUGUAUACAUAUUUAGCAGCUGUAUUUAAGUAAUUCAAAAAUAAUCUUUUUUUUCUUAUUUUGUCUCAAGCUUUUUCUCCAUCUUACCCAACAUCCACUAUUUUUUUUUCAAGAUCUGUAUGAUUUCUGUUGUUUUUGUUCUGUUUGUGAAAAAAAAAGCCAGGAGAAAUUCCUUGAUUUUUUUCUUAGCUAAAAAGACGAAAUACAAAUGGCAGCUGAGUUUGUAAAGAACCCCCCAUGAUGAAUAGAUGUUACGAGUUCUAGGAAUUUUUAAGUAUAUUUUCAAUUACAAAAGUGAAGAAGAAUUUAGUUUGACUGUAGGAGCAACCGGGCAGGAAGAGAUUCAUGUAUUGUUGGGAAAAAUAUCAAGGAAAAAAAUUCAGAAAAAAAAAACGAGUUGCGCUUACCCCAAGACCAACUUCAGAGAAAACCCCAAGUCUAGAUUGUUUUCUGAACUACACAAGCACUUUUAUUCUCUCCCUGUUUGUCAGGCUCUCUGAGCCCCUAACCGAGCUUAUCACUUCCCACAGCAACUUUUAAAGAAAUUGUAACAAAGAUCUGACUGAUUAAGAAAACUUUAAACUUUUUUCGAACGGCGAUGCACGCGUGAAAAUGUUGAAAACUACCUGCCUGCUGAGAUUUUAUACAUGUGUCGGUCAAAAAAAGCAUGUACAAUGGAGCAAAAUGUUGUAUUGUCAAGCAGCACUGUUUAAAACCAGUUGGUAUAAAGAAAACACAAUCUCUUCAGGUACAACGAAAAAGAUUGAACCACACAGGGAUGGACAAAAAUCUACCUCACCAUAUUAAAAACAAAACUUGUAGUCAUCUAUGAAACCCAACAAAUUGAAAUAUAAUCAGUGUAUUAAGAAAAUGUAUCUGUCUGUGAGAGUUUUAACCUCUGUGACCUCAUUUUCAUGCAAUUUAUGCCGUCAGUGUACUUGCUAAAAUAUAUUUGGCAAAGGGGGAGAAGAAACAGAAAAAAAACAGCUGUGUGAAAAAAUUGUUUGAGAAGUUUGAGAAAAAUGCGGCAAAAGCAGGAACAUGUGUCAUUGGUGUGGUUUACAUUUGGCAUUGGUGGUACCACAUUUCAUGCAUGCACUCGACCAUAAUAUGGUACAUUAGGGAGUGGAAUGUUGACUCUGGUUUGUGUUCUGAAGUAUAUUAUGAAGACAAGUUUGGUGGUGGGUCUUUCGGAAGCAGAAAUACGUCCAAAGUCUUGCGACAAAGUUUUUUCUCUGUACUGUUAGAUUUGACCAAGAUUGUCUACCUGUUAUCAUGUUGCUAAUAUAGUAUGGUGUUUUUAUCAUGCUAGCUGCAUUCAAAUAAGCUACAUGCUUCAAGACAACAGGCAUCUUCAAAUUGUUUGUGGCAAAUCGAAAGUGACGUGGCUUGGCAAAAGAAGCAACGAUCAAGUGUCUGGCAGCGUGUGUGCAUUUUUGGGUGUGAUUGUGCGGAACAAUUCAAUGCAAAUAUUCCAGUGUUUGUAUUGCGCACAUGUUUAUGGUGUGACAUAAGCUUUACAGAGACCGUAUGCAAUUUUAAACCCCAGGGAACAUGCAUUUUUGUUUGGACUGACAUUGUGGUUAAACAUCUUUUGAUGAGCGCAAAAAGACUUCUCGUAAAAAAAGACCUUAGGUACAAAAAGUAAGCACAGUUUCAGCUCCUCGCAGGAUUUGAUGGCAUACAAGUUGAUCGUGAUGGAUAAAAGCACAAGUUGAUUAAAACCUCUUGAAGUUGAAUACUAUUUCAGCAUUACUGAAUCUGGGAAAAACUAGGAAGAAGUGAUCAUGUAAAGAAAAUGUAGCUCGUAUUUAGUAUUAGUAGAUUUAAAAGGAAGCAAAUCGGGGCAAGGACAGGCUCUUGUUGGAGACCUUGUCCGUUGGAUUUGUUUGCAUAUUGACUUAUUCACUGCAUGUAAGUUGAACUAGUUUGGCACUGAGCCCAAAGAUGUAUUACUCUUCCCCUGUUGCUGCAAAUGUAAAUUGUUCCUGCUGCUGCAAGUAGAAAAUUGAAAUAUUGUCCAAACUUGUCGGUGGAGAUUGGACAAAUGCCUGUUUAAAAGUGAGGACUUAUGUACAAUAAAACUGUAUAUAAUGGAGUAAUAGCCAGAUUAUACAUAGAAGCCUGUACCACCUUCGUAUUUUUGUGUUUAAUCGUAAUUUCACGAGCCAGAUGCGUAAGUAACCACGAUAUUAUUACCAGCGUUCCAUUGCCAUAGCAACGCAUGUUUUUUUAUCUGUAAAUGUGGAAAUGGCCUAUCCGUAAUCUUCAGAUUAAAAAUGCAUGCUGACAGUCCAUACCAUUCUGAGCAAUGUAACCCUCAGUUUUGUUGGACGCACCUGUACAAAAGCAUGACAAAUGACAAAUUCUAAUUUCUGUAAAGUUUGUAGUUUUUACUCAGAUUUUUUUUAACUUGCAUGUUUUAUUUAGGGCAAUGCUUAAAGCGUUGCAUACUUCUGUUUUUUAAGACACAAAAUGAUAAACGACAGUAAUUGAUGUACUUGUUGGUCGUGGCAUUUAUGUCCCCAACCGAAGAGAAAACACAAGUCUUAGCCACGUAACGUACAAAAACUGUUCUACUAUUGGGUGGACUUUAGCCAAGCUUAAAGGAGUACCUAGGCUAGACAGUGUGAAGGAGUAACAAACUAAUGAUAUAUUAAUUUCAAAAAGAGGAUAGGAAACAUAAACAUACCAUGAAUACCACCAGAUGAAAUUCUCAGGUGUCGUUAGUAAACAUGGAGCACUUGGUUCUUUGAUAUCUUCAUUUGAAUAUUAGAGUAAAACUGAACAAAGGAAAUCAAAUCAUGUUCUACUGAAAAAAGUAUGUGUUGUGUGAAUUCAAUGAUAUGAAGCUGAACUUGUUGGAUUUUCUGUGUGGUUUCUGUUGGGAAUUUUGCAUCUUAUAGGCUGACCUUUGACCCUUGACCUUGCACUGAAGGGUUGGAAGACAAGAGAUCCGAUGACUGUGAGGCCUGAUCAAAUCUUUAAAAAUGCUGAUUGAAUUUUAAUCCAGUUCUGCAUAUUAAUUGUUUUCUUUUUUCAAGGAGAUGUAUAUAUAUUUUGCACUUGUAGACACGUAAAACCUCAGUUAAGGACAAGUAAAUAAACUAGUAAGUAGGGAACAAUGUUACUAACUUAACUGACUAUUGCUAAGUGUCUACCAUCUUUGAAAAUCUCCUGCAACAUGAUCCCUUCAAGAUUCAUUCCUGUUCCAAACUGCAUGUAUUUGAGAUCAAACUAUUGGAGAACCUGAAACCUUUCACGUCUAGAUGAGCUGUCUUGGAGACAGUGUAGGACACGGUGUAUAAAUCAGAGUGUCAACA
Molecule: messenger RNA, 7350 nt
Organism: Acanthaster planci (crown-of-thorns starfish)
Lineage: Eukaryota; Metazoa; Echinodermata; Asteroidea; Valvatida; Acanthasteridae
Gene: tgfbr3
Product: transforming growth factor beta receptor 3
Source: RefSeq, a predicted model, not a curated record